Molecule: messenger RNA, 8102 nt
Organism: Plodia interpunctella (Indianmeal moth)
Lineage: Eukaryota; Metazoa; Arthropoda; Insecta; Lepidoptera; Pyralidae
Exons: 21
Coding region: 732-4319 (1195 amino acids)
Biological process (GO): positive regulation of DNA-templated transcription; protein autoprocessing
Cellular component (GO): nucleus; endoplasmic reticulum membrane
Molecular function (GO): sequence-specific DNA binding; DNA-binding transcription factor activity
Source: RefSeq, a predicted model, not a curated record
AAAAUUAUGCUGUCCAAUAUAAAAACGAAAAAUUACACCACACAUUUUAAUAAUUUGAUUAAUUGUUACAAUUACUAUAGCAUUUUCGUGACUUUACAUGCAAAAUUCGGUAUUCUUUGGCCCCGCCCUUUAAGUUCUGUAAGAAUUUCUAUUGGUCAACAAAAUUUCCCAAAAUCUCGUAAUGUUUUUCACGGAAAAGCUGGAAGGUGAGAUAUAGUUGUCUCCGUCUAACUAAUGGGUCGUCACGCUUGCUUGCUCGCUCACGCAAGGGUGGAAAAAACAGUAUGAUACUAUUCAGUGACUUUCAAGUUUAUUCUAGUGACGGACGUAUUUUUAAAGAAACAAAAAAUAUUUAAGUAUUUGUAAUUAAAAAUCAAAAACAUUUUAACAAUUAUUUGUGUGAAUAAAAUCAGUCAGUAUUAAAUAAAUCAAUAUAUUUAAAUUCAAUUUAAAAGUGAACAUUUUUUUAGUUUCAGAAGCCAUAGACAUAUUCAAGAAUUCUUUAAAGUGCAAUAAAAAAAUAUUGACCAUUAAAAAAGUGAUUCGAAACUUAAUCGAUUAAAAAAAAUAAUUAUGUAAACGGCCAGUGACAAAGCAAAAAAAAAAAAUAAUGCGACAAUUUUGACGUUAACUUUUUUAUGAACAUUUAAUAACGGGCAAAGAAAAUGUGUCGCCUCGGUUUUUUUGUCGACGUAACAUAAGUCUGUAGACAAUGAUUUAUUGGCUGUAAAAUGGAAUAUUCUUGGCAUAUGGAGGACAAUCAAGACCAAAGAAGUACCAGAAUUCCUGUACGAGGACAAGGUCCGGGGCUGAUCGACGAGCUGGAGGCCUACAUGGCUCCCGUCGGGGAGGGGGGCUACGUCCCCCAACCCCUGGACGCCAGGCGGAUAGGAGGCCACCAAUUGCCGGAGAGCCCUCCUGAUUCCGGCUCAGAAAACCCUUACAGUCCCUCAGAGCAAGUCCACCAGCACACGAUCGUCUCACACACAGUUCUGGGUUCCGACUACAUGCUCGUUCAGGAACACUUGAACCACGACAUCCUACAACAAGACGGCGGCUACAUUUACGAAGAGCUUAAAUCUGACAAUCUUGAUCACGAAGUGUUACGAGAUAAUCUCAGCAAUGUAGUUGUACUGCCAUCUGACCCUAAUAUUGUUGAACUUGGCAUUAGAGCAGUGAGAAACGAUAUUCUAGAUCCGUAUCAAGCCAGGUACAACCAAAUUAGGGUUGAUAUGAAUGAGUUAGACCAGGGAUUGAUCAAUCCACAACUGGUGUCUUUAGGACAUGAAUCUAUGACGCCCGUGUAUACGAAUCUUCAAGAGCCUAGUACAAAGAAGAGGAAGCAUUCGCAGGAUACAAAUUCUCAAGUCAAAUGUGAGCCAGCUGCCCUGUCUCCAGAGAGCCUACCGCAGCUCCGAGCGGCUCCCCCCUCAGUAGACGGGUCGGAGGCCGGGGAUGAUGCACCACUUCAGUGCAUACGAUUCGCUAACUUCCAGCAGAACUCCUGGCACACGCUGUUCGACUGUAAUCUAAAACCUUUGCCGAUGCCAUCCUACGUAGUCGGAGCAGAUAAGGGCUUCAACUUCUCCCAAAUAGACGAGGCUUUCGUCUGUCAGAAGAAGAAUCACUUCCAGGUGACCUGUCAGACACAGACGCAAGGCGAGCCGCAUUAUGUGAAGACUGCUGACGGGUUUAAGAAGAUCAACAAUUUCUGCCUCCACUUCUACGGUGUUAAGGCGGAGGAUCCCAGUCAAGAAGUGAGGGUGGAACAAAGCCAAUCUGAUAGAACAAAGAAACCAUUUCAUCCUGUACCAGUGGAGCUCCGGCGAGAAGGCGCGAAGGUUACCGUCGGCCGUCUCCACUUCGCGGAGACCACAAAUAAUAACAUGAGGAAGAAGGGCAGACCCAAUCCUGACCAGAGACACUUCCAACUAGUAGUGGCACUGAGGGCUCACACAGCGCACGCUGACUUCACGAUCGCUGCGCACGCCAGUGAUAGGAUUAUUGUCAGGGCAUCAAAUCCAGGCCAAUUCGAGUCAGACUGCACAGAGAAUUGGUGGCAGCGAGGAAUAUCAGACAAUAGCGUGCAUUUCAAUGGACGGGUUGGCAUCAACACGGACCGGCCCGAUGAGUCUUUGGUCUGCAAUGGUAACCUGAAGGUGAUGGGGCGCAUCCUCCAUCCAUCAGAUGCUCGCGCCAAACACAACAUUGAGGAGUUGGACACGGCACAGCAACUCCGUAAUGUCCAGAGCAUCAGGGUUGUCAAAUUCAACUACGACCCGUCGUUCGCCGAGCAUUCAGGUCUGCUUGGCUAUGACCCCACGGCGACCGCCCCUCAACAAGACACAGGCGUCAUUGCUCAAGAGGUCAGGAGGGUGAUACCAGAGGCGGUGAAAGAGGCAGGGGACCUGACAUUGCCCAAUGGAGACACUAUACCAAAAUUCUUGGUUGUCAACAAGGACCGCAUCUUUAUGGAGAACAUCGGUGCAGUCAAGGAGCUGUGCAAGGUGACCGGCAACCUGGAGUCCAGGAUCGACCAGCUCGAGAGGAUCAACAAGAAACUCUGCAAAUUCAGCAUUUUACAGAGGAGGGACAGCUCACGUUCUAGUGUCAGUAAUGAUUCCCGCUACUCAGUCAUAUCGAGCGCCUCGAAAAUCCCAAGCGAUGGCAACAUUUCAAUUGACCACAUCCGCGACAUCGCGCGCAACAUCCGCAAACACGAGUGUUGCCAGAAACUCAGCCACAACUCCCCGAAAUACACUAGGAAACAGUGCAAAAACUGCCACGGAUCAUCUAAAUACGGGAAAUAUUAUAAUUACAACAAAACUUGUGUGCGUUAUUCGAAUAAAGAUGAUAAGGUUGAAAAACUCGAGCCUAGAUACGUAGAAGCUGAAGUUAAUCGGAUCGAUAAACUGCCAGAAGACCAUUACAGCACUAUUUCGAAGAAGAAGGACUUUCUAUGGCCUCGGGAAGAUGAUUUUUCAUACGGCAACCCUAGACUGCCGUUCUGUUGUAGGAGGAAAGACGGAUAUGAUGCCAACAGCGAAUUGAUUUCGAAUAAAUUCCUGCAGAUUGUCAUAACGAUAUUGAUUUUUAUUAUGGCUGUAUGCUUAGUAGUGAUGUCAGCUCUAUACUUCCGCGAGCACCAGGAGCUGCUCUCGAUAAAGGAGACGAGACUGCACGAGAAGUACAACAACUACCAGCUCUACAACAAGUUUAACGUCAACAACGCGAUCAGGGCGCCAUCUGACGCCAACCAGAUAAAGAAUUCGAAACCAUCGUUAAAUGAUUCAAAGAAGACUGUAAAGGACAAAGGAACCCACAAGACGACUCAGGAGUACACCACCAUCCCCCCUCUGGAUCCGCCACACACAGCCAGCACUAUACUAGUGCACACUUCAAGAAGCUAUCUCAACAACUAUAUCAGCAACAACAUCGAGCAAACGUCACAAGUGCCAGUCGACCCCCCUCUGGUGUCGUCUCGCACGUCUGACGUCAUCGGUGCGGGUUGUGCCUUCCCCAAUAUCAACGAACUCGAUCCUGAUUGCCAGACAUCCUGCGGCAUCGACGCGCCUCAAACAUACGAAAACCAAGACACAGACAGGGCCAAAUCUGAAAAGGAUAACGAAACCUUCGCAAAACCAAUAGAACCAUUCAAAGAAAAACUACCAAACAUACCUGACACGCCAGAAAAGAAUAACUCGGAAUCAUUGAAAAUUGAUGAAGCAUUGAAAGUUCAACUACAUGAUGAGAUAAUCGCCGAGUCGAAUCUUCUAGAAUCGACCAAACAGAAUGUAACGGAGGGUAGGAUGAGAAGGGCUGUGAGCUUCGGAGUGGUGAAGCGGGUCUCCAGGCAGACGAAUCAAGCUGUGCUGAAGAGCUCGUCUGAGGAAUUGAAUUUGAGCGAAUCGGAAUGUGACGAUAUCAGCGUCGGCAUCUUCAGCCAAUCAAUCACGAACGCUUCUCUCUUCGUCGAGGAGGUCUGUCCUGGCGUUUCACACAUCUUCAAUUACACAAUCAUAUUGUCCCACUGUCUCAAUCACAAGAACAUCGAUAUUAUAUUCAGGUCAAUGAAACACAACCACUUCCAACGAUGUGACCUUUACGACUGCAAACAUGACGUGAACUGUCGCAAGCUGAUUCUGAGCGGGGAAAAAUGGUCUGCUAAGAUGCCACUACACGCUGAUUGCAACGUGGACAGUGUCAUGAGAAUCAGGACAGCUGUAGUCCAGAUCGACGAUAUUUGCAGUCUCACUUCAAAGGACAAGAUCAACUUUCUCGAAUACAACAUUCGCUUGUAUCGUGAUUGUCAAAAUUGAACGAGUUCCUACAUUUCGGGUACAUAUCAACGUCACCAAAAUGUCGGGAAGCAAGGAUAUAGCAAUGACAGACGUCAUAUCGCCUGAAAUAGUGUCAAACUCUAAUAAUUUUGUAGUAAUUUAUCAUUGAAACAGUCUUGUUUUUAUAAGACAGCUAAAUCAUUUUAGCUAAAGUCUCUUCAUAGUCGUAUUCCUCAUGGCUGAGGGUCGUGGUAAUUACGUGGAAUGAAACACACACAACAACUUUCUUGGCAUAAUUAAUGGAGUGGUUUGCCAUUGCCUUCACCAUUUCACACACAAGUUAAUAAUAAUCAACCAAUGUGCAGGUUUCCUCACGAUGUUUCCCAUCACCGGAAGCAAGUGGUGGUCGAUGAAAACUACUAUAUACAUGAGUCAGAUUGGUAUACAAACUCAUGCGGCACGAGUAGGAUUCGAACCUGGGACCUUUUGAUCCACAGGCGGCCGUCUUAACCAUUACACCACCACCGCUUCUAAGCUAAAGUAAUACAUACUUUAUUCUCACAAUCGCAGAUUUAAAUUGUGUUGUAACUCGGAAUUCUGUGAUCACACUUUGCAAUAUUUUGUAAAUGACAGAACGAGACAAAACAUACUUUAGCAUAUUGCUUUUUUUAUGAAUAAGAAAGCAAGUAAAUCUUUACAACCCAUUAUGAUAUGAUGAGCCCACACUAUUCCUUUUCUUUGCAGACUUAUUCGUGUUUUUUUGAAGAUGUGGGCUCACCAUUAGAGAUUCGACAAAUAAAUACACAUCACAAUAACGUAUUGUCAAAUCGAAUACUCUCCAUUUUACUCAAUUGUUUGAGCCAUCCGAAAUAUGAUAAUUAUUAUGAAAUCAAAGAAUCUUUUUUUAAGUUACGAAGAAUCUCAUUUAAGAAUGAUAGAGAAAAUAUCUCGUGGAGAAACAUCUCAUUUAUGGCAGAAUUAAUGAUUAUACAUUUAUUUUUUUUAAUUUACAUAUAUUGUUAAGUAUAUAAGUAAGUAAGUAGUUAUAAUAUUUUUGAUAUUUUCGGUAAAUCGGUUUGUGUCUUUUUCAAGACCUGUCAAGAAAAAUCAAAUCGUUAUUUUCUCGUAGAGAAUUGAGAAUGAAUUCCAAUUCAUACAAUAAAGUUACGUAAUAAUUAUCAACUAAGACGUAACAAAUAUGAAAAUGUGAAUCUGUUCACAUCACAAUUAACAUCACACAAAUUAAAUAUAAUUCGUAAAAACAAUAAUAUUGUCGAGAUUUUCAAACGAAUUACUGAAUUAACCACACAUCAUACAAUAUUGUGCACCCACAGAUAAUUUAUUUUAUUGUGUUCGCAUAAGGGUGUUUAAAAAACUUUAUUAGUAAAUUAAUUAUAAGUUUAUAUAUAGCUAAUAUUAAUAAAAACAUUCCAAAAGUGCAAUUAUAUAUGUCCGUCCGUGCUUAAAAAUUAUGUAUUAUAAUUGCUUUGAAUAAAAUCUGUUUAAAAUGAACUGAAGAUUUAACUUUAUUAAAACUAAUUUGAGUUAAAUUUUGAACUGAAAAUAUUUACACAAAUAGGAAUUGAUUUUUUACAUUUUUUGGUGACAGUUUUUUUUUAUGUAAAGAUUACAAAAUAUUUGUUUCCAUUAAUGUUAAAAUAAAAUUAUCUAAUAAAUGAAAACAAAUCAUAGCGUUUAAAAUGUAAUAAUUUGAUAUAAUAAAACAUAUAUUUAAUUGAUAUUUAAUUAAUUUUUAUUUGUAAAAUAGAUUUUUACGUAUUAUUCAGCUUUAUUUUUUAAUGUAAAUUUAAUUUUUAAUUGUAAAAUAAGCGGAAUACUCAAGAAUUAUUAUUUUUUAUCAUAUAUUUUUUUUAAUUUGUAUCAUUAAGGCCAUACUUGAGCCAUAUAGUUGAUAAAACCAGUAGAUAUACAGGGUUAGUUCAAAAUCUGCAAUUAACGUAUAACAUUGUUAAGUCAUACAAAUUUCAUAAUUUAGUUUUUAUUUUUUUUGGGGUAUUUUAUAUCGUAUACAUUCCACGCCAGUACUUAAUUAGAAUAAGAUUUUGUUAAAUCUUAAUUUUAUGAAUUAGAUUAUAUUUUGAUGAAAGACGAGUUGUUUUGCCACGAAAAUAUCAUAAUUAUUUGUUAUAUAAAACCAAUUAGUAAUAUCAUAAAUGGAGUUUUAUUUUUUACAGUGUCGAUUUUAUUUAAUUUUUUUUAAAAAACAUGGAAUUGUUGGCACAAUUGAUAUCACUAUUGUAAUUACACAUUUAAUUUUUAAUAAUUACAAUUUUUCUUAAAGUAAUUGAUUGAAUACGUACGAUUUACUGUCAAAAUGAAGUGUUUUAAAUAUGAUUAACUGAUUUAAUAGUUUUAUGUAUUAUUUGGCAGUAUUUACUAAAUUAUUUUUCUAUUAAAGAAAAUCAGUUAUGUAUAGAAUUUUAACUGUAUAAAGAUUUUAAUAAUAUAUGAGUAAAAUUAGGUAAUAUAAGUCACGUUCUGAUGUAUUUGAAACAUAGCAAUUAGAAAACACUAAUUAGUAAAAAAAAAAAACAAUUAUAAUAUUUUAGUAUGUUUCUUGCCAUAUUUAAAUUUCAUCUAACAUCUUUUUAGUAAUAAUUUCGUGUAAAAAAUGACGUAUGUCUACGCCAGUACACCACAACACUAGGCGCGUCCCGCCCGCGACCCCUCGCGCGGCAGCCAAUGGCUAUCGAACACGACAAUUUAAAUUUGAUUCCUGCGCGCGCACUACAAAUCUAAUUUUGUUGUAUUCCAUUCCUGUCGUUACAUUAUAUUCCAAUGUAACAAUUUGUAUCAACAAGAAAAAUAUAGUUAUCUAGUUUUUAUCUACCAAUUAGAUCCGUAAUGAACAGCGUGCAUUAAUGUGUUUUAUCGUAAAAAUAUUUAAAACGCCUCUUUCUUAUUAUAUUAAUAUUUAUAAUAAUGUUUGACUGCUCAGGUAAUAUUAAUAUUUUAUUUUAUAUUUUAGUCACUUUAAACAAUUAUUUAUUAGGGUAUAAAUGGUUAAAAAAAAAGUAAAAGCGUAGAUUAUUAGUUCAUAUUAAUUAUUUUUAGAUAUUGGAUCACAACCUUCGUAUUAGAUAUAUUGAGUAUAAUAAAAUGUAUUUUUACAUUUUUGUGGACACGAAAUAACAUUUAUUUUUAUCAAUUAACUUUUUUUUUUUAAUAAUUCUAUUUCAAGAAUCUGAAAGAAGCAUGAUCGCUGUGUUUUAAUUUUGUGAAACAAAUAUUUAAAAUCCUUUAUUUUCAACAUACAAUAGUAAAAAAAUCGCCAUUUUCUUUACAUUGUUUGAUAUUUUAUGCACUAAAAUUAAUUAUAAAAUAUAAGUAGGUAUGCUUAAAAAGGAUUUUAAUAUGCUAUUAUCAUUUUCGAAUCUCAUACUCCAGGGGGUCUACCAUAAAACAUAAAAUACGCAGCACGUAAUUGCGUCCACACGUUCUCCCUUUUUUACACGACACGUGCACGACAUAGGAAAAAGAGACAGCGUGUGGACGUUAGUAACGUGCUACGUGUUUUGUUCCGUGGUACGCCUUCAGUAAUAUUAAUAGUCCAAAUAUUUCAUUGCAACACAUGAGAAAAUAUAUUAAAUUCAGCUUAAACUAAUUUAUUUCAAUGUGAACUCCAUCAACUGUAUACAAUAUAAUAUUAUUUUGCUGUCACAUUCAUUCAAGUCUAUUAUUGUAAUAAUAGUUUAUUAGCUUAGAAAAUAAAUACUUAGUGCCUAUUUAUAAUAAUGAUUAUAGAUGAUUGUUUACGUACUGCUAUUUUGAAGAUAUAAGUGAUUAAAUUGUAGCAAAUUA